AUGAAUUCAUUCACGUUAUCUGGUACACCACCUAUUGAUAAUCAACAUUUCAUUGAAGGUGAAUUUCAAUAUGAACGUUUUAAGGACUUUAUUGAUUCAUUCGAUUGUAAUUCAUUUGGUGAACUUGAAACUUGGUAUGAAGAAAUAGACAAAUCAUCUCUUAUCAAUGUACAUGUGAUUCAACCAAUAUGUCCUAUCGGUCAAAUAUCACCACCGCCAUUCCUUCUUGCUGCUUACGGUACCAACAGUAAAUAUACAGCUAAAGAUGUUCUCGAUCGAUGGUCAAGUAUUUUUGAUUCAUGUAUGAAUCAAAAUAUUCAAAUUUUAGGCUUCUCAGCAGAUUGUGAUCCAAAACAAAUGAAAGCAAUGCGAGACUCCAUAGGAUUUGAAGAACAUUCUAAUCGUUUCGAAAUUUCUUUACUUAAAGUGAGUGAACAAGUAUAA
Rotaria sp. Silwood1 is the source of this 444-nucleotide messenger RNA. NCBI's taxonomy places the organism in Eukaryota, Metazoa, Rotifera, Eurotatoria, Philodinida, Philodinidae. The record is from the annotation of a GenBank genome assembly.